ACCACGCCUCUUCUCUCCCUUUCCUUCUUUUCUUCAAUUCCGAACAGUACACUCACUCUGAUUAAAAGUUAAGACCAUCUCAAAACUCGCAGUACAAAUUGUAGAAAACAGCAGCAAAAUCAAGCUAAAUCGGGUUUUCAGUAUGAGUAUGAGAAAAAGGGCAAGAACGAGCCUCGAUUCGGCUAUUGUUAAUGUAUGGAAAAGAGAGGUCGGCGAAAUCUCUACCAAAAACUUUGCUGACUCUCUCACUGCCUCUGAGUGUUCUUCUACCAGGACUUGGUGCUGCGUCUUGAUGUCUUCAGGAGACUGAAGGAACACAGAGGUUGGGUGAAUACAGUUAGUUUUAGCGCUGAUGGUGACAUUCUCGUAUCGAGCUCUAAUGACAGGAAGGUCACACUCUGGGACUGGGAGACUGGGAAAACUGUACUCUCAUUUCAUUCAGGGCACGAUGACUACGUUUUUCAAGCAAAGACCAUGCCCCACACUGACAACCGAAGCAUUGUCACUUGUGCCGCCGAUGGACAGGUGAGACGUGCGCAGAUUCUAGAACGUGGCUAUGUGACAACCAACUUGCUGGCAAAGCAUCAAGGACUAGCUCCAAAAUUGGCAAUUGAACCCGGAAGCCCCAAUAUCUUUUACACGUGUGGGUAUGAUGGAUUAGUUCAACAUAUAGAUCUGAGAACAGAAAAAGCUACAGAGCUUUUUACUUGCCGACCUUUUUGGCCAAGAAAUUAUACGUCUUUAACUCUAAGUGAAAUUGUAGUAGAUCCAAGAAAUCCUUAUUUCUUUGCUGUUGCUGGAGCAGAUGAAUUUGCAAGAAUUUUUGAUAUGCGCAAAUAUAGUUGGGAUGGUUCUGCUGAUUUUGGUCGGCCUGUUGACUAUUUCUGUCCCUCACAUUUAGUUGGCAUCCAGGAUGAGGGAAUAACAGGUUUGUCUAUCUCCAACCGCAGCGAGCUUCUUGUUUCAUACUUUGAGGAGGUUAUAUAUCUUCUCACAAAAGAUAUGGGGCUGGGACCUGAUCCAUCUCCCAUUUCCCCUUCCCCAGUGUCACAUGACAGUUAUGAGGGGGAAAUGGACCUGGAUGAUUGGUCUGAUGCGUCUCCACCAUUUGAUGCUGGCAUGAACUUUGGUCCACAAUUCUACAUGGGGCACAAAUAUGGUGAAGAAUUAAAUGGUGUUACCUUUCUUGGGCCCAGAUGUGAAUAUAUCGCGGGUGGAUCUGAUUGUGGUCGAAUUUACAUUUGGAAUAAAAAGAGUAGCGAGGUUGUUCGUGUAAUGGAAGCAGAUAGACAAGGUGUAAGCUAUGUUGUAUCUCAUCCUCAUACCACUGUGCUUGCUAGUUGUGGAAUGGAGCCUGACACAAAGAUAUGGACCCCAAAAGCCUUAGAUAGAGCUGUUUUACCUACGGAUGUUGAAAAGCGGAGACCUAAAUUAAGCGACCCAAGGAUCCGAUGCGCUACUCCUUGGGAUGAGAUGUGUUAUUUUUUCUCUGGAAGUUAGAGGCGCUUAAGAGACUGGGAGUUGACUCACGGUAUGUCUUGACACAAACGUUUUGGGAUGCUCUACCACACUACCAGUAGUGGAAAUGAGAGCAGGAUAGAGCUUCAGUUCAGUUGAAAAGAAGGAAACUAAGUUAUGAACGACGGUACCACCUCGCCUUUUAAUUUUUGUUGGAGCAGAGAGUCAACUGCUGAUGGUCAAGUGUUGGCUUUUUGCUUCUUUUAUACUUAUGGUGUAAGAUGGAAUGUAAAUUCUGUAUAUAGUUGGCUAUAUUUGGGAGGAUGUAUAGGUUUAUGUACACAUUUCUCUUGCUGUAAAUAGUUUUUGAGAAUAUCAACGGUAUGACCAGUUGACUUUUGUGUCAAGUGUCCUACAUUAGUUGAGUGA
Nicotiana tabacum (common tobacco) is the source of this 1887-nucleotide messenger RNA. RefSeq lists its product as uncharacterized. Lineage: Eukaryota; Viridiplantae; Streptophyta; Magnoliopsida; Solanales; Solanaceae. Gene Ontology annotation, cellular component: cytoplasm; Cul4-RING E3 ubiquitin ligase complex. Gene Ontology annotation, molecular function: protein binding. The record is from RefSeq and is a predicted model, not a curated record.